This is a messenger RNA of Puntigrus tetrazona (Sumatra barb), 2610 nucleotides long. RefSeq names its product signal transducing adaptor family member 2a (gene stap2a). Bases 212 to 1300 code for a protein of 362 amino acids. Gene Ontology annotation, molecular function: signaling adaptor activity. The transcript has 11 exons. The record is from RefSeq and is a predicted model, not a curated record. NCBI's taxonomy places the organism in Eukaryota, Metazoa, Chordata, Actinopteri, Cypriniformes, Cyprinidae.
CGUUCACAGAUGUCGUAUUGAGCGGCUGAACGCGUGUCGGUGACGAGAUUCAUCACGCGCGUCCAGUGCCAUCCAUCUCUCGCGCAAAGAAGGCGUGUCGCUUCCCGGUCAGUAGCAUCAUCCAGCGGGUCUUUGUCCCGCUGCUGUGUGUGUGUGUGUGUGUGUGUGUGUGUGUGUGUGUGUGUCAGUACCGGGCAGAGCUGCUCGAGUCAUGGCGGCUGCGCCCGCGAAUCCUCGCACCGGGAGCCCGAGAGCGCAGCUGCCGCCCUGUUAUUACGAGGGAUACCUGGAGAAAAGAGGAGCGAAAGAGAAGGUAGCUCGGCGUUUAUGGACCUGUUUAUGUGGAAACACGCUGUACUUCUUCAACAACCCUAAGGACACAAAUUAUGUAGAGAAGUUGGAUCUGAGUGGGUUUGUGUCUUUGAUCGAUGACCCAAGUCGUGAUAGGAAUCUGGAGGCAGCCAGACUGAACCUCCGCAUGAAGGAUGGAGAAAUCAAACUCACUGCACCAAAUCUGGAGGCCCGUGAGCUGUGGAAAGGAUUUCUCUACUCUGUCGUAGAUCUGGCUGUGCCCACGACUCUCACCCUCCUGCCCGGGCAGCUGCACAUGCUGAAGGAAGUUGUGGAGAAAGAAAAAAUGCGUCGAAAGGCACGAGCGUCUUCCCGAGCCCCCUCGUCGCCUCUCUCGCUCCCGCUGGUGGGGGAAAUACCUGCGUGUUUCAGGCCUGUGUCUCGUACUGAAGCCGAGGUCCUGUUAGAAAGACAUCCGGACAGCGGGAACAUGCUGCUCAGACCAGGCCGGGACGGAUCUUCACUCGCCGUCACAACACGACAGGACCUAAAUGGAUCAGUGUUCAGGCAUUACAGAGUGACACAGAAGCAGCAGGGUGGUUACAUCAUCGACGUGGAAAACCCAAUCCCCUGUCCCACACUGCAUGACGUUAUCAAUGCACUGGUGGAGAAAACCGCCGGGACUCUUCAGCCCUUUAUAUUAGAAGAGCCUUAUGAGGAGAACAUCACGUUUGUGUCAUCCAAUGAUGAGAAUGGGGAGCGAACCCUGCACUGUGCCACUGGACUUCUUUCUCGAGCUCCUUCACUGCCACCUAAACAAGUAGGUACAGACAGAUGGACGUUUCGGUCACAGACGAGAUCUCCCAGUUCCUCACCAAGAUCCUUUUCUCCGUCUGGCUCUCCAUCCAACUCCAUGAGAAGGCUGGUUCUGUCUCCCUCACCGCUUUCUCAGAGCCUCACAGACGAGCUCAAACAGAAGCUGGAGAAGAGACGGACCAGUCAAGAGUGAUUUCCUUGUUUCUGCCCAACCUUCGUCGUCUCAUUCUUCCAGUGCCUUCCAAUAAAGACUGACGUCCUGUUAAAUGGACAAGGACUCUCUGUAAUCGACAUUCUUCCCUCAGUGUGACUUAAACAAUGCCACUUUAUUUGGCUUUAUUAAUAACACGAGAGCCGAGGUCCACCAGCUUAUCCUGCCUCAAAUUAAUGCCGCCACAGAAUGAUGCUAUUUCUUUUGAGGUUGAAAUUUAAAUGGAAAAAAUCUGAGCCAAGAUUUUCUAUACCUCUUUCACUCUCUGUUCCAUUAAUUAGACCUUAACCCUCAGGUUUCCGCUAUCAAACCGUGAGUCGACAGGACAUUUUCUACACAAGAAAGAAGCACAUCAAACUUGACCUUUAUUACUGGUUUUGAUCAAACAUUAACUGUGAACUGGAGAGAUGUGAUCAGAAUGCUCAGAUAAAUGUGAAUCUGGUAUGAUUCGAAGUAGGGUCCAAAAUUAACACUCGCCAAGCACCAAAUGUGUAUACGAAUUGGGUUAAUAAACGGCUAAUACAUUUUGUAGAUGCUUUCCAAAGUAACAUUGUAUUUUAAUCAGUUUUUUAAUUCAUCGAACCCAUGACUUUGGCAUUGCUAGUGCAAUACUCUGCUGUUAAAUGCCGACUUUAUUGGGAACGUGAAAUUGACACAUGAUCUAAAUUUAAUUGUAAGCCCGUUCCUUACUGCUGAAAGUGGUUAUGCUGUAAAGAAACCAUAUAAUAUCAGCAUAACGGUCAAAAUCCUUAUAAAACAGCGAUUACAGGCUGUAAGACUUGCUAAAAUGAGCCAUCCAAAGUUUCAGCUGUUUUUUUUUUUUUUUUUCCUGUAAUGGCUGGAUCAAAUAGUUUUCCCCUCAGCAAACAUAAAGCAGUUUAUGGUCAUUGGGAAUUAUUUGUGGCCAUAAACUGAGAGGUGAGGCAAAAGUUAAUUUUUGACCCUGCUUCCUGUCUCAGUAGAUCUGUUAUGUUUUAAAAUUUGUAUGAUGCUUUUGGACACACUUGCAAGACGUUUAUCAAGCAGGUUUUUGCUCUAGCAAAAUGGUUUUUGAAUAUAUAUAGGACGAUUCGGUCUUCAUGAGGUGAGUUUUUCUCAGAUUUGUGAGCGUAGGUUGAUAGGUUGUGAGACUGUUGCGUUUGUGUUCCUGAUCGACCAACUGUCAUCGGUUUUUUUAACAUGCAUGGUGCUACUGUGACUCUGUAGAUAUGUUUUCAUGUGAUGUUAAAAUAAUUUCUUUAUUUAUAACUGUGAUAUUUAUGGGUAUUAAAGGGAAGGUUUUUUAGAAUUAA